Messenger RNA from Serpula lacrymans var. lacrymans S7.9, 2241 nucleotides. RefSeq lists its product as uncharacterized. The record is from RefSeq and is a predicted model, not a curated record. Lineage: Eukaryota; Fungi; Basidiomycota; Agaricomycetes; Boletales; Serpulaceae. The transcript has 8 exons. Bases 1 to 2241 code for a protein of 746 amino acids.
AUGGAGGAGUUGCUUGAAGGCUUGAAGUCUGUCUAUGAAAAACUGGAUCAGCCCCUCCCACAAAUGGUCAUUGUUGAUAACUGCUGCCACAUACGCAGUGCAGUCAAUAAAGCAAUACCAGAUGCACAAGUUGGCCUGGAUGUAUUCCAUUUUAUUAUGAGGUAUCUUGCUGCCAUUCUCAACGGAACCAGGAACCCUCAGUGUUCGGCUGUAGCCCACGACAUUAGCAAAGCUAUCCUGAGUUCACGGGCAUCAGGUCAUGGAGAAAGUGCGAAGUAUCGAACAAAAGAAGAGCAAGAGGUCCAGCUUCAAACGAUGUUUGAGAAGUGGGCCGAAAAGGGCGGGGUGUGGUCUGCAGCUGCCUCCAAGGUGCACACAGAACAGCUCGCACACGUCAAAAAAGGGUGUUUGAUGCGAGUUCGGCAAGAUAUAAGAUCAGAUGGAAGCCGCAUUGAAGGGUUGCACAAGGCUUGGAACGGCAUCAUGCGGUCAUUUGCCAGCGGCCUGGAGAUGUUCUUAGCCUUAGGUUUUGAUUUUGUGAUACGUCGUAACAUACGCAUUCGCUUCCGCUCGCAGAAACCGAGCAAAUUCCUUAGUUCCAUCCAUGGGACACACCACAUCCGCUUAGCUAACCACAUUGCCAACUCAUGGAACAGCUUGCUUUCCACAGAACCAACUCACAGCAACAACAGUCAAGAGCUGAAGGCACGCCCUGUCCUUUCAUCCAUCAACACCAAAGAAUCCUUUGGUCUCGGCCCCUCCAACCACAGCUCAACAUUUGGAGGCCUCAUAGAACUUAAGACUGAGGCUGAUUUUGACGAGCAAGACCUCAGCCUGGAUCAAUUAGUCUUAGAUGCCGAGAUUGAGCCCACAUCAAUCCUGCAAUGCCUGGAUAUCGACCCCAACUUGCUUACAGUGCCUCAAAUCACCUUAGGCAAGUAUCCUCUUCACCAUGACUCUGACACACAACACUCAUGUGCUCUACUUGAGUAUGCCUCAUCGCAACCAGGUGAAAUGAUGGCUAUAACUGAGCCAACAGCGCUUGCCAAUUCCAGCCAAUCUGGGCCUCUCAAGCGGAAGGUCCCAUUUUAUGACCUAACUGAAGAGUUGGGGCCACUUGCUGGCGCAUUGGAAGGCCCACUACAGAAGAAGAGUUGUAUCCCCACUGCUCAGGAGACAACAGCGAACACUCUAAGUACAUCAGCAACAAACGCCCCAAGUACACCGGCUACAAAUGCCUCAAGUAUACAGGCAAAAGGCACUCCAUCCACCAGCAAUAUUAUCAGCAUGUUUUUUGCACCUGGAUCAAAGACUGUCGCCCCCAAGUGCCCUAGUGACAAACACACCAGCCAAAACUUGAUGGCGACCUUCUCACCACUUGCUGACCCCAACUUGAAUGGUCUCUCACGCUCUCAGCGCAUAUUUUCCAUCUCGACGGGUAUCGACCCACGUUCACUCACCCUCAACUCUAGUGCCGAAUUUUUCCUAUUCAUGGAUAUGCGCCUACAAAAUAAAUGGGCAUUGUUCAGCAUGACAUCUCAAAAAUGGGUUCUGGCUACAGCAGACUAUAAUAGUAGACUAGAGAAGCUUCCUAAGUCUGGUGGUAGCCCAGCAGUUAUGAAAAAACCCCGUGCACUAUUUGACAAAUUGGGGGAAAUAGAGACAAAGAUUGUCGAGAGGAUCAAGUCUAAUAAUUUUGUUUCAUCAAGCGGCAAUGAGAAGUUUUGGAGAACCCAUUGUUUCAUUGUCCAGCUCGUUAAAGGAGAAAACACAGACCUGAAAUCACGUAAGACUCAAAUAUGUAGCUGUUGCCGCACUAUCAAGUACCCAGGAUUGACAGGCUUUUCAGGAAACCACAAGAAACUAUUCUGUUCUGAUGGUGUUCCUGUCAGAAAGGAUUUCCCAGACGAGCUUCCACCCUGGCCACAGCCUCAAGGCAUUUUUGUGAAUGGCACUCACUUUCAUCCUCGGGUUUUCCUCUCGACUAUUCGUGAAAUAUAUGAGAAGGUCAUAAUUGAGGGUGGAAAUGGUGCUGACCUUGAGAUGGAAUAUCAGGCAUUUGCGGCUAUGCUAGUCAAACGAAUGACCCCUCCAAUUCCAAACAGCCCAGUCUUGUUUCGGCUUUAUGAAUCCCUCACGUUGAGUCCCCCCAUGCCGGAUUUGGUCAAGGAGCACGAAGGAAAAAAGUAUUUGAGGGUUGACUGUCUUUCCGACAUGGAGCAAGCAGUAGUGGUUUCUUGA